GCUCCCGAGGAGACCGGUCACCAUGGUUACCGCAUUGACGGGCUGCACCAGUCGGGAGCGAUGGUCAUGUGCUGAGCAGAAGGGUUGAAAGUGUCCUAAAUCGUCUAUGAGCUUGGUGGCUGACUGGGUGUGAAAUAGUGGCUGGGCAUUAUAGCAGUCCGCAAAGGACCGGAUUUCCAGAAAUAAUGGCUUUACCUGUGUUUGAAAAUGAUGAAUAUAAGCCUCCAGUUUGGAAAUCUUACUAUUAUCUGAAGACUUCUGAAAUCUUAAAGUCUUGGUAGCUCAAUAGCUGUAGUGAUACCACACUCGACUUCCAACCAGAAGGUCACGAGUUCAAGUCACAGAACUGCCUCUCACUGGAACUCACUUGCCUCAGUUGGUGUAUCAGUUACAACAGGAAGCUCCUAAUCCAAGGAGGAUUACGUGCACAUGUGAGGUGGAGAACAGACCCAAGUACUAUGGAAGAGAGUUUCAUGGAAUGAUUUCACGGGAGGCAGCAGAUCAGCUGCUAAGUGUAGCAGAAGGCAGUUAUAUUAUUCGGGAAAGCCAACGUCAGUCUGGUACCUACACCCUGGCACUGCGGUUUGGAACUCAGACCAGAAAUUUUCGUCUGUAUUAUGAUGGGAAACACUUUGUUGGAGAAAAACGGUUUGAGUCGAUCCAUGACCUGGUAACAGACGGAUUAAUUACAUUAUACAUUGAGACUAAGGCUGCAGAAUACAUUGCCAAGAUGACGAUUAACCCAAUCUAUGAACACAUAGGCUAUACAACUUUAAACCGAGAGCCGACCAACACAAAAUGUCUUCCAGCUCUUAGGGACAUACAAGCAGAGCCCCAGUGUGCUGAAGAUGGUGCCACUCCAGAGGAAAGGUUGACUUCACUUGUUCGAAGAGCCACUCUGAAGGAAAAUGAACGGAUUCCAAAAUAUGAAAAAGUACAUAAUUUUAAGGUUCACACAUUCCGAGGGCCUCAUUGGUGUGAGUACUGUGCCAAUUUUAUGUGGGGUCUGAUUGCUCAAGGCGUGAAAUGUGCAGAUUGUGGUUUGAAUGUACAUAAGCAAUGUUCCAAGAUGGUUCCAAAUGAUUGCAAACCAGACUUGAAGCAUGUGAAAAAGGUCUACAGCUGUGAUCUAACAACAUUAGUUAAAGCACAUAACACAAAACGACCAAUGGUGGUGGAUAUGUGCAUAAGAGAAAUUGAAAACAGAGGUCUAAUGUCUGAAGGUUUGUACAGAGUAUCAGGGUUUAGCGAUCUAAUUGAAGAUGUCAAACUGGCAUUUGACAGAGAUGGUGAGAAAGCAGAUAUUUCAGUAAAUAUUUAUGAAGAUAUAAAUAUAAUCACAGGUGCACUUAAACUGUACUUCAGAGAUUUGCCCAUUCCACUUAUCACAUAUGAUGCCUACCCAAAAUUUAUUGAAGCUGCACAGAUUCCAGAACCUGAUGAGCGAUUGGAGUCAGUUCAUGAAGCAUUGAAAAUGUUACCACCUGCACACUGUGAAACCCUGAGGUACCUUAUGGCUCAUUUAAAAAGGGUAACUCUACAUGAGAAAGACAAUCUGAUGAAUGCAGAGAAUCUGGGAAUUGUGUUUGGACCAACUCUGAUGCGAGCUCCAGAACAGGAUCCCAUGGCAGCCUUAAAUGACAUACGUUAUCAAAGACUGUUGGUUGAGAUGCUCAUCCAAAAUGAAGAUAUUUUAUUUUGAAACUGUUAGGAGGGUAAUUUUAAAAAAUGGUAGGAAGAAUGAGUCAAAUUAUUUUAUCUGGUUAAUUGUUUCAGUGAGCGGGUUGAAAUGACAGCUAUUCUUUGUACUUUUUUAUAGUAUACUUAACUCAGACAUACAGUAAUGCAAUUUGGAGAACAAAAACUUCCAUGUUUGACUUGUGUUCUUUCAUAUAAAUUAAAGCUGCUGCACGUACUCGUCGGAAAUCUGUGAUGAAAAUCAGAAAAUGUUGCUUUUUUUUAAAUCAUAUUUUAAGUGAAUUUGACCCAUGUUUGUAAAAUUGUGAGAUUUGUCAAAUUAUUUAACUACACUUGUAUUUUAGCAGUUUAUAAUUAUGAACUAAGGAUAAAUCUACAAUAGCAGAUUUCAGAAUAUAAUAUUGAUAUUGCAUUUGGUGACACGUUCCAGUGUUUAUUUCUGCAUUUUGAACUAUAAUGUAGUUUGUCAGGGUUGUGUAAAUUGUGCUUAUGGAUCUCUUUCUAUUUGAAACAAAACGCUUUGUAUAAUAUUUCCAUACAAACUGCAUAAUCAGUAUCAGUUCCAGUUGAAACACAAAACAAUCACUAGUUGAUUCCUCAUGUAACUUUUGGGGCUUUUUUAAAAAUUUGGCAUGCAAACAUUAUUUAUUAACAUUUACAUCUACAAUGUAUAUUUUAGAGUAAAACUUACAUUGGUUAGAUAUUCAGUGAAAGUAGCAAUUUACGUGAAAUUACUAAAUAGUUAUUUAAUUGCUAUGAUUUCAAACUAUGGAAUCGUAGAGUCAGAGAGUUAUACAGCAUGGAAACAGACCCUUCGGUCCAAUUAGUCCAUGCGAACCAAAUGUUCUAAACUGAUCUAGCCCCAUUUUCUUGCAUUUGGCCCAUAUCCCUCCAUCAUUCAAAUACCCAUCCAGUGGUCUUUUAAAUGUUGUAGCUGUAUCCGCCUCCUCCACCUUCUCUGGCAACUCAUUCCAUACGUCCACCACACCCUGUGGAGAAAGUUGCCCCACAGGUCCCUUUUAAAUCUUUCCAUUCUCACCUUAAACCCUCUAGUUUUGGACUCUCCUACCCUGGGACAAAGACCUUGGCCAAUCACUUUAUCCAUGCUCCUCAUGAUUUUAUAAGCCUCUGAGGUCACCCCUCAGCCUCCAACACUUUAGGAAAGAAAGCCCCAGAUUAUUCAACAUUUUCCUGUAGCUCAAAUCCUCCAUCCAUGACAAUAUCCUUGUAAAUCUUUCCCAAACCCUUUCAAGUUUAACAAUGUCUUUCCAGGGCAGGGAGAUUAGAAUUGAAUGUAGUAUUCUAAAAGUGGUCUAACUGAUAUCCUGUACAGCUGCAACAUCGCAUCCCAUGUCCUAUACUCAAUGCACUAACUAGUGAAGACCCACAUGCCAAACGCCGCCUUCACCACCCCUGUCUGCCAUGAUUCCACUUUCAAAGAACUAUGCAGUUGCACCCUUAGGUCGCUUUGUUCUGCAAUGCUCCCCAAGGCCCUACCAUCAUGUGAAUACUUACUACCCUGAUUUGCCUUACCAAAAUGCAACAUCAUACAUUUAUCUAUAUUAAACUCCAUUUGCCAUUCCUCAGUCCAUUGGCCCAUCUGAUCAAGGUCCCGUUGUACUUUGAGACAGCCUUCUCUGUGCACAACGUCCCCACUGUUGGUGUCAUCUACAAACUUACUAACCAUACACCCCGUAUUCAUGCUAAAAUCAUUUAUAUAAAUGAGGAAAUGCAGUAUGCAUAAGUUAUUGGAUGAUAAUGGACAUUGAUGGCAUUUGAAAACUAUUGAAUGGAGGGAGAACUAGCCCAUGGCAGUGCAUGUUUAUUUAUUGAUGAAUUAAAGACAAGGUCAAGGAAUAUGCCAGCUUCCGAGUACAAUGCUCAUUUGUGUAGGUGAAUAAUAUAUAUACAUAAUGUUACAUUCUAAAUUACUUAUGCUCUGAAAACAUGUUUGCAAUGACUUAGAUUAAAUUCACUUUUAAAGAAGUAUUUUGCCUAGGUCAAUGAAAAUUAUAUAAGUCCAAUGGAAAUAUAUUUCCCUUCUUUAAAUUUAUACUUUCUAUUAUUUCUUUGGUCAUUUUACUAUACAGCCACACUUCUACUGUUAAUUUUAACAAUAAAUAUCCCAAAGAAUCACCCAAAAAACAAAAUGUCCAUUCACUUGGAGUGUAGACAAUUGGACAAAGUGCUAUCAAUAGAGGAAUAAAUUAGAUGCACUAAUUAUUUAAUAUUAUGGAGAAAAAAGAACUUUUUAUACCUCUAUAGAAAUGUAUUAGUAGCAGUUAAAUUCAACAUGUAGCAUUAUAAAAAUAUUUUGAAGUAAUACUGUUGAAUCUAGGUGCAAGCAAUAUUCAGAUGGGCUUUAGUUUUAUAUUAAGUGGAAAAUAGAUUUUUAAUGCAAGGUAAUUAAUUGCAGUCAUGAGCCAUGACUAGUUUUUGAAUUUUUGUGUAAAACAUAAUUUAUUUGCAUCAUUAUGGUUUGGUCUCAGGAUUAAGUAUUUGUUUCAAAAACCAUUUUGCUACUUUGACAUAUAUAUUUGAUUGCCAGCUGUAUCUGUGAGAUGAAAAGCUAUUUGAAUCUAAUGUAAGUGCGAGCACCUAAUGUGGUUAUGUACGGAGCACUCUUUAAAUUCUUUUGUUUACUUGUAUCUUUAAAGGGCUUUGAAUGGCAAGUAUGAUUUGAUAUCCUUUUAGUCAGUUAAAGCUGUCAGAAAUCGUGGCAUGUCAGAGGUUCCACAAAAUAUCAUAUAAGAUUAAUCAAGAAACAUGGUUAAGGGUUUUUUUUGUUGAAGAUCAGUGAACUUGAAGUCGUUUGAUGCUUUUACUGUUCCAAAGGAGCAGAAUACUAUAAUAAACGCAAAGUACUACAGAUGCUGGAAAUCUGAAAUAAAAUCAGAAAAGUACAGUUACAAAAUUUAAUCGACAUUUUAAUAGGUACAUGAAUAGAACAGGUUUAGAGGGAUAUGGGCCAAAUGCAGGCAAGUGGGACUAGUUUAGUUUGAAAAACUUGGUCAACAUGGAAGAGUUGGACCAAAGGUCUGUUUCCGUAAGGUCUGACAGCAUCUACAGAGAGAGAAACAAGAGUUAAUGUUCCAAAUAAAAACCGAAAGAACUGCAGAUGCUGUAAAUCAGGAACAAAAGCAAUAUUGCUGGAAAAACUCAGCAGGCCUGGCAGCAUCUGUGAAGAAAAAAUAGGAAACGUUUCGGGUCCAGUGACCCCCUCUCAAAACAGUUCUGAGGAAGGGUCACCAGACCCGAAACAUUAACUCUGUUUUUCUCUUCACUGACCUGCUGAGCUUUUUCAGUGACUUAGUUAAUGUUUUGAGUUUGAUAUAAAUCUUCGUCAGAGCAGAGUACUCUGCUAGUUACUAGCUUAGAAACAGGUCUGAAAAAUGUUACAGGUAGCAAGAGAAAAUUGGCGAUAGAAUAAUGUAGCCAAAUAUUAGUUCCAGUGCUAAAACAGCAAGUAGUAGUUAAAAUCUUAAAGAUCUCCUGGAUAUUUAAGUUUUUACACUGGAGAUUUUCGUUGCAAAUGUUAAAUUAGCAGUCAGAAAUUGGUGAAAAGAGUAUGUUCAAAUGCACAAAUAUCCUUUUCAUUGAGCAAGUAUAACAUGACAGCCAGCAACAAGAGACUUCUGGCAAUGCAUAUUAUAAAAGUAUAAAUCUUAGGUAAUUAAAGAUAAUACAGCAACCUAUAAAGUAAAAUAAGAACAUUAAAAAAGUGGGAGCAGGAAUAGCCAAAUAACAAGUUUAUAGCUGAUCUGAUACCUAACGACAUCUUCCGUUAUGAUUCCUAUGUCUUUGAUUCCGUUGCUAUCUAAAAAUCUAUAGAUAUCCGACUUGAAUAGUCGACAACUCAGCAUCAAUAGCUCUCAUGGACCACAGUUUCAGGACCUUUUAAGUGAAGAAAUUCUUCUCAUCUGCGUUCUAAAUGGUCAACUCCUUAUCUGAGACUCUGGCCCAUAUUCUAGACUGCUCAGCCUGGGGAAAGUAUUCUCACAGUAUCUUACUUGACAAGUUCCUACAGAAUUUCAUGUUUCAAUUAAAUCAUGUUCUAACCUUCUAAAUUUUAGGGAAAUUGAGCCUGGUCUCUCUCUCUCGCUCUCGCUCUCGCUCUCGCUCUCUCUCUCUCUCUCUCUCUCUCUCUCUCUCAGUAGGAUAAUUCUGUCCUUGCAAGGACAGUGAACAUUUAUUGUAUACCUUCCGAUGCGGGUGGAUCCUUUGUAAACCGAAACGCCAUACAGUAUGCAUGGUGUGAGCCCCACAAAGUCUAAAGCAAUGUAUUGCAAUGUCUUCACUCUAAUACACUCAUCCCUUUGUAAUAUAGGUGAACAUGCCAUUUUCCUUAAUGCAUUGUUUCCAAAGAAAUCUCAUCACUCUGAAAUUAGUAUUUUCCAGUCCUUCAUGGUUUUAAAAAAUAUUCAGCUUUUCUAAUUUUUCGACCAAACUAACUUCAGAUUUCAUCCGAUUCUAUUUAAGUGCAUAUCUAAAUCAUUUUGCAGUCUCUUUGCAUCCUUCUCGCAGCAUAUAUUCCCACUUUUAGUCAUCAGCAAACUUGGAUACAUUACAUUCAGUCCCAUUAUCUCAGUCAUUAAUAUAGAUUGUAAAUUGCUGAGGCCUAAGUACUGAUCCUUGUGGAAACCCACCAGUCACAGCCUGAGAACCCAAAAAUGGUCCAAUUAUUCCUACAUUGUUUCUGUCUGUUAAUGUUAACCAUUCCUCAAUUCUAGCCAAUAUAUUACAUACUCUUAAGUUUGUAUAGCAAUCUAUUUUGUGGCAAUUUAUCAAAUACUUCCUGAAAAUUGGAAUAUACUACCUCCUUUAUCUACUAUAUUAGUUACAAAGUCAAACUUUCUCACAGGUUUUUUGAUUAAAUGUAGGUAAAUUGUUAAUGAGUCAAAUGUGAACAAUUCUAUGGAACCUAUUUUUCUAAUCAACCUGAUAUUACAUAACCUCUGGAGCAGGAGGGACUUGAAUCCAGGCCUCCCAAUCCAGGGGUGUGGGAAAGGUUUUGCCUUUCCUUUUUAAACAUGCUUGAUCAUGUCUUAGCGGCAGCAUUUAGAAACUUACUUUCUGUGUAUACAUACCAGUGACUGUUGGACCGAUGUUAUGUAAGAUGAUAAAACAGAAGUGAAGUUGCAUUGAACUAUAACUGGAGUGUUAUACUAUGUAAUAGUUGAUAUAUUAUUUAGAAAUGAAGGGAAAGUUUAGAUCUUGAUAUUACUCUCUCAAAUGAGCUGAAGGAAUGGAGAUGAGAAGGUAGAGCUGUAUUUAACCAAGAAGGUAUCUUCUUGGUCAGAAAAUCUGUUCUCACAGGGCACAUGAUCUAAAGAGACAUCUGAGGUGAUUCUUGCAGGAGGAGGUUAAAUCUGGAGAUUGACAAGCCUGCUGCUUUUUACGUCUUGAUGAGGCCAGUAGAAAUCACUGAGAAAUGACUGGCAUUUUUCCUCACACAUUUUAAUAAUUGUUUUGCCGGCAUUUUGUGUUUUAUCAUUGAUACUGAAACCAAUUAAUCCACGUGUGACAGAUGUGAGGGAAUAUAUAUCCUUUAUGGAUAUAUACACCUGUUCGUGGUUUUAAAAAAAAAUGCCUGCUUUAUAAAGGGAGAACAAUUUUACAACAUAACACACAUUGCUGCUACUAAGGUGGUGCUAUGUCCUAAGUGCUGUACUGUUUUUAAAAAUAUGUAUUAUUUCACUGGAUGUGGGCAUCACUAGCUAGAUCAACAUUUAGUUUCCAUCCCUAAUUACUUUUGAGAAGGUAUUGGUGAACCACUUGUCUAUGUGGUGUAGUUAUACCCACAAUGUUGAUAAGAAGGGAUUUCCAAGAUUUUAACACAGCAACACUGAAGGAAUGACAGUGCAGUUCUGGUCAGGCAGUUCGGAGGCUUGGAGGAAAAUUUGAAGAGGCAAAGCUUUCAUGCCACUGCUGCCCUUAUGCUUCUAGAUGGUAGAGGUCACAAGUUUGGAAGCUGCUGCCAUAGGAGCUUUGGUGAGAAAUCAUAGAACCAAUUUUUGGGGAAUUUCAAUCUGCUACAUUUUGAGCUUAAUUAGAUGAUCCUCUGAAUAGAUUGAAAGGUGAUUUUUAAAUUAGCAGCUCCUGGUUAGGUCAGAAUAACCGUCCAGUAUUCAGUAAACUAUUGCUCUUUCAUUUUUUUAAAAAAAGUAUCUGUAGUAGACUUUAAUAUUUGAAAUGUGAAAUUGUCAAAACUCAUUUUUAAAAUCCUAGUGGCUUUGUCACAUUGCUGCUCAGAGUAAAUGGAAUGUCAUGAAAUUUUAUAACAAUGGGGUUAUUAUUGUCAUAAUUCCCAAAAUAUUAUAGUGAAUGUACAUUUCAGUUGCAGCGUUCCUGUAAGUAAGCAUAAUUUAAUUGAUAGUCAAGAAAAUUUGAAAACUGAAACAUGCCAAUCAAUUUCAGUUUGCAGCUGAGUACCACCCUGCAAUUUACGAUUUUUUUGCAUCUGUAAGAUAGUGUAAGAUCUGGAUGGAAUGUGUUGUCUGCAUGUGCUGAUGUGCCACUUUUAAUAUAUUAUGGAUAGAUAUAGAAAAUGUUGAGAGUUGCUUGCAACUUUAUUAUCUGUAACUUCUUUGUGUUUUAUUUAUGACAUAUUAAUGUGAACUGCUUGACUACCAAAAUAAAUGUGGACGAUUGC
Messenger RNA from Stegostoma tigrinum, 8350 nucleotides. RefSeq names its product chimerin 1 (gene chn1). The transcript has 15 exons. The coding region runs from base 479 to 1702 and encodes 407 amino acids. Gene Ontology annotation, molecular function: GTPase activator activity. NCBI's taxonomy places the organism in Eukaryota, Metazoa, Chordata, Chondrichthyes, Orectolobiformes, Stegostomatidae. Gene Ontology annotation, biological process: positive regulation of GTPase activity; regulation of small GTPase mediated signal transduction; signal transduction. The record is from RefSeq and is a predicted model, not a curated record.